AUGGGCUGGGGUACAGCUCAGUCAAGCGCCCUGAUAGUACAUCUGAGAACACACACAGGAGAGAAACCUUACGACUGCUCUGACUGCGGAAAGACUUUUGUUAGUUUAAGAGCUUUAAAAUCACACCAGAGAACACACACAGGAGAGAAAUCACCAUAUAGCUGUACUCAAUGUGGGAAGAGUUUUACUCAGUCAUGCUCCCUGAUAGUGCACCAGAGAACACACACAGGAAAUAAACCUUUUAGCUGUGAUCAAUGUGGGAAGAGUUUUGGUACAUCUGUGUAUCUGACGAUACACCAGAGAACACACACAGGAGAGAAACCUUAUGGCUGUAAUCAAUGUGUCAAGAGUUUUACUCAGUCAAGCGGCCUGGUAGUACACCAGAGAACACACACAGGAGAGAAACCGUAUAGCUGUACUCAAUGUGGGAAGAGUUUUACUCAGUCAAGCGCGCUGAUAGUACAUCUGAGAACACACACAGGAGAGAAACCUUACGACUGCUCUGACUGCGGAAAGACUUUUGUUAGUUUAAGAGCUUUAAAAUCACACCAGAGAACACACACAGGAGAGAAAUCACCAUAUAGCUGUACUCAAUGUGGGAAGAGUUUUACUCGGUCAACCUCCCUGAUAGUGCACCAGAGAACACACACAGGAGAGAAACCGUAUAGCUGUACUCAAUGUGGGAGGAGUUUUAUGCAGUCAAGUGGCCUUAUAGUACAUCUGAGAACUCACACAGGAGAGAAGACAUAUAGCUGUGAUCAUGUGACAAGAGAUACUCUGAUAAAAUAUCUCUGAUCAAAC
Coregonus clupeaformis (lake whitefish) is the source of this 801-nucleotide messenger RNA. RefSeq names its product zinc finger protein 180-like. Lineage: Eukaryota; Metazoa; Chordata; Actinopteri; Salmoniformes; Salmonidae. The record is from RefSeq and is a predicted model, not a curated record. Gene Ontology annotation, molecular function: DNA-binding transcription factor activity, RNA polymerase II-specific; RNA polymerase II cis-regulatory region sequence-specific DNA binding. Gene Ontology annotation, biological process: regulation of transcription by RNA polymerase II. The transcript has 3 exons. Bases 1 to 795 code for a protein of 264 amino acids.